This is a messenger RNA of Neocloeon triangulifer, 1515 nucleotides long. RefSeq names its product eukaryotic translation initiation factor 3 subunit E (gene eIF3e). Bases 113 to 1438 code for a protein of 441 amino acids. Gene Ontology annotation, cellular component: nucleus; cytoplasm; eukaryotic translation initiation factor 3 complex. The transcript has 9 exons. Gene Ontology annotation, biological process: translational initiation. The record is from RefSeq and is a predicted model, not a curated record. Gene Ontology annotation, molecular function: translation initiation factor activity. NCBI's taxonomy places the organism in Eukaryota, Metazoa, Arthropoda, Insecta, Ephemeroptera, Baetidae.
CAGAUAGCACCACUGGCGCCGCCUGGCUCGGAAGAACACGUUGUCGGGUUGUUUUCGGCUUUUUCAUGUUGGAUUUUUCGUGAUUUUCCGGACUAUUUAGCAUCAGAUCACCAUGGCUAAGUUUGAUCUUACUCACAAAUUAGGGCAGUAUUUAGACAGGCACCUGGUUUUCCCUCUGCUCGAGUUCCUGUCCGCAAAACAGAUCUACGAUGAAACGGAGCUUCUGCAGGGAAAACUCGAUAUUCUUAGCAAAACCAAUAUGUUGGAUUACGCGAUAGACAUUAGAAAGCAGCUGCAUCCGAACGCAGAAGUUCCAGAGGACCUUAAAGUCAAGAGAGCACAAGUUGUCGCAGAAUUGACCGAGCUGCAGAACGAGGUUGAACUUGUCUACAAGCUUAUGCAGAACGAGGAGGUCAUGCAGACCAUGGAGACGAUGAGAGAUCCCAAAGUUCUUCUAAGCCACCUCACCAAGGAAUAUGAUUUCAAAAUUGACAUGAUGGACAACUUGGUCAAGUUCGCAAAAUACAGGUACGAGUGCGGCAACUAUUCUGUGUCCACAAGCUACCUGUACUUCUAUAUGCUCAUCAUGCCCCCCACAGACAAGAAUUAUCUAAAUGUUCUUUGGGGAAAACUGGCUUCGGAAAUCUUGGUGCAGAACUGGGACACUGCCUUGGACGACUUGAACAAACUGCGAGAGUUCAUCGACUCCAACGCUUUUGCCAACCCCCUGCAAGUUCUGCAGCAGAGGACGUGGCUCAUUCACUGGAGUCUGUUUGUCUUCUUCAACCACGCAAAGGGCAGGGACCACAUCAUUGAGAUGUUCUUGUACAGACCAAACUACUUGAAUGCCAUCCAGACAAUGUGUCCGCACAUUCUGAGAUACCUGGCCACUGCCGUCGUCAUUAACCGAUCUAGACGGAACGCUCUCAAUGCCCUUAAGGAUCUUGUCAAGGUCAUCCAGCAGGAAUCUUACACAUACAAGGACCCAAUCACAGAGUUCUUGGAACACUUGUACGUCAAUUUCGAUUUUGACGGGGCAAGGCAGAAGCUGAACGAGUGCCAGGAAGUUUUGUACAAUGACUUCUUCCUCAUCGCAUGUCUAGACGAGUUUGUUGAAAAUGCGCGUCUCAUGAUCUUCGAAACAUUCUGCCGCAUUCAUCAGUGCAUUACUAUCGGUAUGCUUGCUGAGAAGUUGAACAUGAACCCUGAGGAGGCCGAGUGCUGGAUCGUCAAUUUGAUUCGUAACGCACGACUAGAUGCAAAAAUCGACUCGAAAAUGGGUCAUGUCGUGAUGGGAGCCCAGCCUGUGUCCCCCUACCAGGUUUUGUUGGAACGCGUCGACACUUUGUCUGUGAGAUCGGAGGCUCUGCAAAACCUUAUCGAGCGUAAGGUGAAGGCAAAAUCACAGGAUAACCGCUGGAACAAUAACGAUUUCUGAAAGUAAGCUGACAGUGACACCUUGAGCCGACUGUAAACUUUUUACAUCUACGAAAUAAAUACUGAGUUGGAACACAA